AUGACCGUGAGGAAGAAGCUGCUGCGAUCUUCGCCAAGUACCAUUGCGACGAUGACACCCAUCAUCCACUCGUCUCCCUUCAAGUGGACGAUUCUGGAGCAGAUGGCGCUGCACCGUGUGGAGAAUCCCGGCUGGGACUUCCGCGAGCUUUUUGACACGCGCGCCUUCUGGUACAGAACCCUCAUGGUUAUCUGCAUGGCAUUCUUUGUCACCUCUUUCCUACCGGCCAUGCUCAAUACCGCCCGCAUCCAAAGCUCCUCUACGCGGCUACUUCUCAAUGCUAUUAACCCCUUCUUCUCCCUCGGUGGUGCUAUCUAUGGUGCUACGCUGCUCGACAAGCUUGGUCGUCGCAAGAUGCUCUUUUAUGGCCUCUUCGGAGCUAUGCUGUCAUACGUCGCGCUCACCGCACUCACAGCCGAGAGUUCCAGCAACCCGGAGUUGGUUUAUGGCGUAUCGUUUUCAUUUACCUUUUCGGUAUCUCCUUCGCUUGGGGGUGGACGCCACUACAGGUUUUGUACUGUAAUGAUGUACGGUUACGCUCGCGCUACAUCCCACUGA
Pseudogymnoascus destructans is the source of this 558-nucleotide messenger RNA. RefSeq lists its product as uncharacterized. Gene Ontology annotation, molecular function: carbohydrate:proton symporter activity. The coding region runs from base 1 to 558 and encodes 185 amino acids. Gene Ontology annotation, cellular component: membrane. NCBI's taxonomy places the organism in Eukaryota, Fungi, Ascomycota, Leotiomycetes, Thelebolales, Thelebolaceae. The record is from RefSeq and is a predicted model, not a curated record. The transcript has a single exon. Gene Ontology annotation, biological process: transmembrane transport; carbohydrate transport.